AUGAGCAGUAGCAAGCGCCAAGCCACGACACCGCCGACGGUCCUGGGCCUCGACCACGUCCUUGUGGACAUCGCCCGAUACAUCCCUGCUGCCAAGGGCGUCAUGGCCUUCCUUGCUGCGCUUCCGGCCUCGUCGCGCAGCGUCCCGCUGGCCGCGCUCUACAUGCUGCUUCAAGACCCCCGGCGACAUGUUCUGGCAACGGAGUCGGAGCCUGUGGAUGCGCUCUGGCCUCUCCUGCACCUGGAUCUGAUCACGCCUGCAGCCGCGAGUCUGGUGCGCGACGCGCUUCCACUCUUCCCGUGCGCCAGUGCUGGUACCUUGAACGCCGCUCGACCCAGCGGCCUCGACGCCUUGGAGUGGCUUGCGCUGUGGAGCUCCAAGCUCACACACUACAAGCACGUUGAAGACGACGUUGUCUACGACCGGUGCCAGCUGUGUGCUAUCUUGCGUCAGUGCUUCAAGCUCCGAGUCGUCGACACGAGCCGUGCGAUCGACGCUUCGUCGGCCAUUGCGUUCUUCGAGGCUGUCACGACGCCUCUCCACGGCGCCCGGCCUCUCGCGAUCACUAGCUCGCAGCCUGCAUCGAUUGUCGACUUCAUCUUGAUGUCGAUGGCCGACUGGAUCCGCCGCGGUGCAUGGAAGAUCACAUUCUUCGAUGGCAGCAUCCGAGACGCCCAAGCGUUGGUGCUGGCUGCAGCGCUGCCUCGUACAACGAGCGCGCUUGGCGUCAUGCUUGAAAUCAAACAUGCUCGGCUGACCGUGCAGGGCUACUUGGCCCUGGGCGAAGCGCUUGCGACAUGUCGGCGCGUCUCGAUCGAGCUGCCAUCGACUCGCAGCAGAAAAUUCCGAACCGAGGCGGCCAAGCGCCACAUUCGGUACCGCUACGGUCGCACGACCGAGCGCAUGCGCUGCAUUGUGCUCGAGAGCCCCGUGGCCGGUGCUUAGGCGACAACGUAUCUCCUCGUUCAUUCAUUUUCGUCCAAGUAAAUUAUGAUACAAUAC
Messenger RNA from Saprolegnia diclina VS20, 1002 nucleotides. RefSeq lists its product as hypothetical. NCBI's taxonomy places the organism in Eukaryota, Oomycota, Saprolegniomycetes, Saprolegniales, Saprolegniaceae. The transcript has a single exon. The record is from RefSeq and is a predicted model, not a curated record. The coding region runs from base 1 to 945 and encodes 314 amino acids.